AUGCACACUCAUACACACUCACAUACACUUGUACAAGCCCAAACAACCACGCGUACAUGCGGAUCCACGCACUCACACCCUCACAACAACCGCCACCCCCCCACCCCCCCCACACGCAGGCAGCUGCUAGCAAACUACCGCAACGGCAACGCCGAGUCUCUGUCUGUGCUGUUCCUGUUCCAGUGGUUGGCGGGGGAUGCGCUCAAUCUGAUUGGCGCUAAGAUGACGCAUCAGCUGGCCACCCAGAUCAUCACGGCGUACUACUUUGUGUGUGUGGACAUUGUGCUGAUCAUGCAGUUCACGUACUACACGGUCAAGUCGACCCUGCAGGAUAAUGCCGAGUCCAAGGGUGAGUAUAGUAUGGCGGUGUGGGUGUGUGAGGGUGGGCGCAAGUGUGGGUGUGGAUGUACUACACGCAUGUACCAAGCAUCCGGGUCUGUGUUGCUGCUGGUGUCGAGUGUUGCUGUCACAGCCAAGUCAUGGAUGAAUGAGCCGGACUUCGCGGAUACCACCAGUAGGGGCACGGGUAGAACACUACAGGCCGUGCAUGCGGAUAAUGGCUCUGGUAUGACCACCAAUGAGAUUGGCUACAUGUUGGGUAUCGCCUCCGCUGCCUUUUACCUGUCGUCGAGGAUACCUCAGAUCAUUAAAAACAUUAAGCGACGGUCUACCGGAGGACUGGCGUUCACGAUGUUUCUCCUGGCUGUGGUUGGUAAUGUGACGUACUCAUUGGGUAUCCUGAUCACAAGCACAGAGAAAAACUUUAUACUGCAGAAGCUACCCUGGAUCGUUGGAAGGAGCUCUGUACUGGCAGAAGCUACCAUAGAAUAA
Sphaeroforma arctica JP610 is the source of this 831-nucleotide messenger RNA. RefSeq lists its product as hypothetical. The transcript has 5 exons. The record is from RefSeq and is a predicted model, not a curated record. The coding region runs from base 1 to 831 and encodes 276 amino acids. Lineage: Eukaryota; Ichthyosporea; Ichthyophonida.